UUCACUGAAAGUAGUUCUGUGUUCUGUAGAUAAUAUAAUAUAUAACUUAGUAUUCCGUAAAAAUGGAAGAUUUGAAGAAAAGAAUUGCCCAGUUGGAAGAAGAACUGAGACUGGAGAAGUCUAAGAAUGAAUUAUCUUCGGUUGCUCGUCCGAAAAUCGGUCAAAUGUCAUCCGAAGUUGUCGACUCUAAUCCCUACAGUCGACUGAUGGCUCUCAAGCGUAUGGGGAUUGUUGAAAACUAUGAGAAAAUCAGAGACUAUACUGUUGCUGUGGUUGGUGUUGGUGGUGUUGGCAGUGUCACUGCUGAAAUGUUGACACGCUGUGGAAUUGGCAAGCUGAUUUUGUUUGAUUAUGACAAAGUUGAACUGGCAAACAUGAAUAGACUCUUCUUCCAACCUCAUCAAUCUGGCUUGUCCAAAGUAGAGGCUGCAGCAAAUACUCUUUCCUUCAUCAAUCCUGAUGUCCAGUUUGAAACCCACAAUUACAAUAUUACAACCAUGGAUAAUUUUCAACACUUCAUGGGAAGAAUUAAAGAAGGAAGUCUAACUGGAGGUCCUGUGGAUCUAGUGCUUAGUUGUGUGGACAACUUUGAAGCACGGAUGGCUAUCAAUGCAGCAUGCAAUGAAAUCAAUCAAAUAUGGUUUGAAUCGGGUGUUUCUGAAAAUGCUGUCUCUGGCCACAUCCAGUUUUUAAUUCCCGGAAAAACCGCCUGUUUUGCUUGUGCUCCUCCUCUUGUUGUGGCAUCUAACAUUGACGAGAAAACUCUGAAAAAGGAUGGAGUAUGUGCGGCAAGUCUUCCCACUACGAUGGCUAUUGUUGCUGGAUUUCUAGUUCAAAAUACGUUAAAGUAUUUGUUGAAGUUUGGCCAGGUUAGUUAUUAUUUGGGUUAUAAUGCAAUGCAAGACUUUUUCCCGACUAUGAUGAUGAAACCAAACGAUGGUUGUGAUGAUUACCAUUGCCGCCUGAGGCAAAAGGAACAACAAGAAUUUUUAGCUUUAAAUCCAGUGAAGGAAGUUGUGGCCGAAGAAGUUGCCGUUGUUGUACAUGAAGAGAAUGAAUGGGGAAUAUCGUUGGUGGAUGAAUCGGUGCCGGUUGUCGGUGGGGACCGAACCGAAGUAGCUCCAGGAAUUCAUGCUGCAUACGAUCUGCCUGCCGGGGAAGAUGUGGAAUUGGGAGCAAGUGAAUCUGUUGAUGCUAACAUCAGUCUUGAAGAACUCAUGGCACAGAUGAAAUCCAUGUAAAGUUAAAUGUUUUUUGUUGAAAAUCCAUGGAAAAUGUUGAUUGAACGUGAAGAUACAGAGUAUCAGACAUUCCUAUAUUCAACAGUGCUGUUAUAUUUUACAUACAUUUUACACAUCAAGA
Messenger RNA from Daphnia pulicaria, 1362 nucleotides. RefSeq names its product ubiquitin-like modifier-activating enzyme 5 (gene Uba5). The transcript has 7 exons. Gene Ontology annotation, cellular component: cytoplasm; cytosol. Gene Ontology annotation, molecular function: UFM1 activating enzyme activity. The record is from RefSeq and is a predicted model, not a curated record. NCBI's taxonomy places the organism in Eukaryota, Metazoa, Arthropoda, Branchiopoda, Diplostraca, Daphniidae. Bases 63 to 1241 code for a protein of 392 amino acids. Gene Ontology annotation, biological process: protein ufmylation.